AUGGAAGAUUCGCUGGGGACUCGCGAGCCCCGGGUUCGACCGAGAGAACGGGACCCGGACCGGCACCCCCGCCCGGACCGAGACCACCACCCUGAGCGACCGCGGGACAGAGCCAGGGACCGGCGCAGGGAAAGGAAUGGGGACGCGCGGAGGGACGGGGACCGGCGAGGGGAUCGAGACAGGGACCGGCGAGAGGAUCGGGACAGAGGGAGGGACCGAGACCCCCGCCAGGACAGACACAGGGACGCGGGCCGUCUUUCAAGUGAGCAAAGAGGUUGGGAAAAGUCCCGCCAAAGCCGGACGCGGGACACAGCCCCCGGACCGACCUGGGACACAACUCGGGGACCGACCUGGGAGGCAGCCCCACCCCCUUGGCCCGGGCCUUGGGAAACCCCGGAGCCUCCCGCCCCGAGGAAGGAGAACUUCGGUCGCCAUGCACCACAAAGUGAACCCACCUCGGGGAGAUACGUGCCCUCGCACCCCAGGCCUGGACUAGAGGAAGUGGAAUAUUACCAGUCGGAGGCGGAGGGGCUCCUGGAAUGUCACAAAUGCAGAUACCUGUGCACAGGGAGAGGUGUGGUACAGAUAGUGGAGGUGAUUUUGAACGGGAUGGUUCUCAUGUGUAUCGUGGCCUCCUACUUUGUCCUUGCUGGAUUCAGCGCCAGCUUUGCCAGUGGUGGUGGCUUUGGAAACAACUACUACUCACCAUUUGAGGGCACUGAGCUGGAGGAGGUUCGGCAACUGGACCAGAAGUAUACAGUCCUCCGGGCGCCUCUGAUAUAUGGCGGUGUGGCUGUUUCUCUGGGGCUGGGUGCCCUCACCAUGGGCGUUUUACUCCAAGGAGCCAAGAGCCUAACAAAACUGCCUAGAAAGUGGCUCCUCUUGGAGGCCGCCUUCAGCCUCCUGGCAGCAGUGGGCUACUGCGUAGGCAUUGGCGUUUACCUCCACGUGGCAUUGCAGAUCAACUCCACGGACACCUGCAAAACAAGAGAGAGGCUCUACGCCCGCAAGGGUCUCACCUGGAUGAACUGCCAGUUGGCAGGCACCGACGGAGCAGCAGCCACCUUUGCUUGUCUCCUGGUGAUUAUGUACAGUGCCAGUGUGGUACUGGCCCUGCGGAGCUACCGGGAACAGAAGCUCUACAAAGACAGCCAAGAAGAGCAGAGAAAUGGCAGGGAUGUCCCAGAAUACCUGUGGUCUGGGACGCUCUAA
Messenger RNA from Urocitellus parryii (Arctic ground squirrel), 1212 nucleotides. RefSeq names its product MARVEL domain containing 3 (gene Marveld3). Lineage: Eukaryota; Metazoa; Chordata; Mammalia; Rodentia; Sciuridae. The record is from RefSeq and is a predicted model, not a curated record. Gene Ontology annotation, molecular function: structural constituent of myelin sheath. Gene Ontology annotation, cellular component: membrane. Gene Ontology annotation, biological process: myelination.